GUGCAUCUCACAGCAAGUGCAGUCUUACCGAGAACAUGACGAAUCCGAUUAAACGUCUCAGAAGUAUACUAUCUGAGAAAGGAACCAUCAUCGACAUGGACGAUUUUCUCCUUAAUCUCUAUGAAAAAGACCUCAUUUCUGUUUCGCAAGAAAAUGACAUUAAGAAGAUGAAGAACUAUUCAGAGAAAAUGUAUGCCAUUUUCACCAUACUUCUCGGGAAAAACCCUUCUUCAACACAGGGAAAACUACUUAACGUUAUUGAAGCGAUGCACAGGGAGGACAUCAUAGAUCGUUGGGAAAAUGACUCUGCGAUUGGUGAAAAUCCGAUUUCCCGACGGGAUUUCCUGCUGGCGAACGAGGGCAUCUUGAAAGAACAUAUGAAUGUUGAGGUAGUGUCAACCGAACUGUUCAAUUCGGGGGUGUUAUCGCAAGCGGAUCUCGACGAGAUCAUGACGCCACGGGAGAAGAGGGAGAAGAGGACUGUGUUGUGGACGAAACUACUGACUAAGAUCGACCCGAGGAAUUUCGAGAUGCUCCUACAGGCACUCACGAAGGCUAAGCAAAAAGAUGUAACUGAGGAACUUCGAUCACAAGAGCGCAGUAUUUCUAGAGGGAAACCAAACAUUGAAAAUGACCUCUUGAACUCAAUUCCCUCUGACGAGGACCUUAGACGGAUCGCACCGAAACUGAAAGAAUCAUGGCAUGAAUGGGAAUCCCUCGGGAGAGAACUGGGACUCGGUUCGGACGCGAUCGACCGAAUCAAGUCGAAGAGAGGGAACCACAACAGCGAAUGUCCAAUGAGGACGACGUAUCUACUUCUGAGAGAGUGGAAGAAGUCCUCACCAAAGGACAGACCCUCCACGUUUCGGGCUCUCCACGAAGCCCUGUGCAACCAAGGCAUGGACACAAGUGGUCUCAUUGCCCUACUUUGCAGGAAGAAUUGCGAUGACAUCAAGGAGUGCCUGUAG
This is a messenger RNA of Darwinula stevensoni, 968 nucleotides long. Lineage: Eukaryota; Metazoa; Arthropoda; Ostracoda; Podocopida; Darwinulidae. The record is from the annotation of a GenBank genome assembly.